This is a messenger RNA of Parasteatoda tepidariorum (common house spider), 1162 nucleotides long. RefSeq lists its product as uncharacterized. Lineage: Eukaryota; Metazoa; Arthropoda; Arachnida; Araneae; Theridiidae. Gene Ontology annotation, molecular function: sequence-specific DNA binding. The record is from RefSeq and is a predicted model, not a curated record.
GGAAGCUACCACCUUACAAUGCUUCAUGAUCAGUUCACUAUUUUCUAAGAAUAAAGAUGUUGUAGGACUUUUUCCAAUGAAAAAUCAAACAGCUACUGAUUUGUUGCCAAUUUUACAUAAAAUAUUAGAAAUUCUGAAACUUGCUGGGUAUGCGAUUUUAACCAUAAUCUCAGAUAAUAACCGUAUUAAUAGGAAGGCAUUUGAAAUAAUGUGUGGUGGCUCAUUGAAAUCUAAUAUCGAAAAUCCAUAUGAUCCAGAAAAACAGAUUUUUAUUUUGUUCGACACAGUUCAUUUGAUGAAAAGCAUUCGAAACAAUUGGUUGAACAACACAGAGACUAAUCAGACUUUUUACAUUCCUGCUAUGAAAUUUUUACCCCCCGGGCAAGCAAUAAAAACUGUUCCUGCAUAUGCAAGUAUUUUGCAUUUAAAACAAUUAUAUAAUCAGGAAAAAGAAUGUUCUGUAAAGUUAGCGCCAUCGCUUACCAGAAAAUCUCUUUUCCCCAAUCACCUAGAACGCCAGGAUGUCCAGACUGCAUUAAAAUUAUUUGAUGACAAAUUGAUCCCUGCUCUUCAAAUGUCUAAAUCAAAAAUAGGCGAAGAUUUAGUCGGAACCAUGCAUUUCAUUGAUAUUUUUUCCAAGUGGUGGAAAAUUAUUAAUGUAAAAGCACCAGAAAAGGGCAAGCAUAAAAGGAAUUUAUACUGUGAUCCAGUUAUCGGGGCUACCUGCCACAUUGUUCAGUUUUUAGAAGAAUUUUGUUUGUGGCUGCAGGAAUGGAAGAAUCUUCCCAGUCCAUAUUUUGCCAAGCCUAAUUCUCGUUGUGGAAAACUAUCUAAAGAAACUUUAUUUGCUCUUCUUCACACAACUCGAACACUGAUCAAUUUAAUUACAUACUUAUUUAAGGAGCAUAAACCUAGCUAUAUAUUACUUGGUAAAUUUCAAACAGACUGUAUUGAAGCAAGAUUCGGCCAAUAUCGGUGUAUGAGUGGUGGAAAUUACCACAUUGGUGUUUCCCAAGUGCUGGAGUCUGAGCGAAAACUCAAGCUUCUGAGUUUGAUGACUUUAAAAUGUAAUAAGAUGGGGACAUUUCAAAUAAAGUCAUUUUUGGAGGCUGUUAAGGAUGCGACUGAGAUUAUAAUUUUUGUCAACAGGGUAUAAAAAAAU